AAACCUCAGCAUUAUCGAUUAUUUGCGAAAACAAAUGGAUAUGCCUCGGAGGAAUAGUUGGCAGUUGAUGGUUGAGUUUCGUUGGAAUUUGGUGUUUUUUUUUUUGGAUAUGUAUCAAAAGUGGUUUUUCGUUUUUUAUGUUACUUUGGCAGUGAGUUAUGGAUUUCCCACGGACACGUUUGUAAAAAGCGUCGCGGAAAGUAAUAAUUUUGAUGAUUUCGAUAAUUACAUUCCUCGCUACGACGACAUCCCCAAACACAACCACCCCUCUCUCAACCACAUCGGCAACGAGUCUCACAUCAACUUCAAUUCAUCCGAAGAAGUCCCCCUGUUCUUCCAAGACGAAUCAACUCCAUCCUUCACCAUCGAAGUCGUCACCACGUCCCAGGGUCUUCCCAACAUCGAGCUAAUCGAUAAAGAAGUUCCAGGACUCGACCAUACUAUUUUCCAACAAAUUGAUGAUGUCUUAUCUACAACUACAAAUUCACCGUCAUCAACAACUGUAGUAACAACAGAACCAACAACUUCUUUAGCACCUACUGUAGUAGAUGUUACGAAAUCUACAGAAUCAAAUCCUACUACAGAAUUAAAGACUACUGAAUUAUCGACUACAGGAUUAGAUAAUACAGAUUUAAAGCCUCCAAAAGUGAAUCCUACAGUAAUUAAGCCUACUGAAAUAACAACGGAGUACAUUAAAAUUACUACCAAAGAAACACCGUCUACUAAAACUCCGGAAACUCCGCUCAUAAAUAACUCAUUCAAUAUUAGCGAUGUAGACAGUCCCAUAAACGAAACGACAAGAAAUCCCCGAGAAGAAGGCGAGAAAGAUGAUCCGGAAUUCGCGGAAAAAGAAUCCGAUGAAGAGGGCUCCAGCGAGGAGGAGGAAGACAUGAAUAUGGUUACUGGGAUACUUUCCGCUCUGUUAGGAGGUCUUAGUAAACCUGACGGGAGUAUAGAUUUGGAUGCUAUCGUCGGCUUAGUGGGAAGUUUGAGUACACAAAACGAAGAUGGCACAUACGAUUUCCAAGGAAUUACGGAUUUGCUGAAAGGAUUUUUCGGAGGUGGAGGUGAUGGGGGUGGCGGUUCUGACAUUGGCGCCUUUACAGGAGGAUUAUUAGGGGCUGUAAUUAAGGGAAUUGCUAAUCCACCUGGCGGGAAAGGCGUCGGAAUUUUGCUGGCAAAAAUAUUAGGCGGUAUUUUACCGGCUCUAAGUGUUCAGCCUCCGGAAGAUGGAAAACCGUCGCUUGUAAAACCCGGAGGAUUGGAUAUUGGAGGGUUUUUGAGCGGUUUCUUGAAAACUGUGUUUGGUGCAAGCAAAGGAAUUAACCCCGUCAAAGUGGUCAUAUCAACAAUUACCUCAUUAUCAAACUCAAAACCUCCUCAUCCUCCGAAAGGGAAAGGAAAUAGCGAUCGAUAACAAGGAUGAAAUUUUGUCAAAAAUAUUACUAGAAUUUUAAUUUAGAGUACAAUGAAAUUUUAAAAAUAACUCUAGGAGCUUUUAGAUUUAAAAAUUAAGUUGUAUAAUAAUUAGUAUAAUGAAAAAUUACACUACCUGACUGGUAAUGAAUUUACCUAUUAAUCUUAAAACCAUGUACACACUAUAAAUUCCACGAUAUCAGCAAUUAUAUCGAAUUGCAUCAGAUUAAUUCGAAUUUAAAAAGAUUUAUGGAGGUUUAAAUGUGUAAAACACGUGUUCAUACGUAUCUUAAAUUAAUAUUAAGUUAAUGUAUAUCUCGGGUAGUGCAUUAUGACAAUGUUGAGUAAAUAUUUCAUAUGAUUUAACUGUAUGCAAUGACAUAGAAAAUAAAUACACCUGUUAAAUCUAAUUGAGUGGUAUCAUUUAAAUCUCCUGCAUAAUUGUUUUUGAAUCCAAAAGCGAUGAAUCGACUGCAAUAUUCUGUGUCGACUGCUUUCGAUCGAUGACCAAGUCAAAAUCGAAAUUUAACAAUCAAAGAAUGAAAGAAAGUUUAAGUAGGUAAACGAUUUGUUCGACAUUGGAAGAG
Messenger RNA from Phyllotreta striolata, 2003 nucleotides. NCBI's taxonomy places the organism in Eukaryota, Metazoa, Arthropoda, Insecta, Coleoptera, Chrysomelidae. The record is from the annotation of a GenBank genome assembly.